This is a messenger RNA of Arabidopsis lyrata subsp. lyrata, 2006 nucleotides long. Its product is annotated as pentatricopeptide repeat-containing protein At3g06920-like. The record is from RefSeq and is a predicted model, not a curated record. Gene Ontology annotation, molecular function: protein binding. NCBI's taxonomy places the organism in Eukaryota, Viridiplantae, Streptophyta, Magnoliopsida, Brassicales, Brassicaceae. The coding region runs from base 244 to 1728 and encodes 494 amino acids. The transcript has 2 exons.
ACUUUUCUCAUACCCUCUAGCCGUAAAGGAGGUUUCUGGGUCUUCUUAUUCGGCUAAACCUAUGUUUUGCUUCUCGUUAAACCCUCUAUACUCACUCACUCACUCGUCUCUUGAAAGCUGGGCUUUUCACUUCAGAAUUUCGUUAAAAAUAAAAGCUUUGAUUUUUUUAGUUGAAAUCUGCUUCAGUCGAUCGUGUUAAACCUUUGAGAUAAAUCGGCGGUUUGGAACAGGACAAUCAGGAAGAUGCGGAUGCUAUUAAGACCAGGAAUUAUAUUCCAUACAGAUAUAAAAUCAUCUCGUGUUGUCGCAGUUUGUAAGCACUUAUCAUCUUUGUCUGAUAAUGGCGAAAAUCAUGAGAAACCAUAUACAUUUGAGGGUAAUAGGCAAAUUGUUAAUGAUAUUUGCAAUGUUUUGGAGACUGGUGCUUGGGGUCCUUCAGCUGAGAAUGCUCUAUCUGCUCUAAACUUUAAACCACAACCAGAAUUUGUCAUUGGGGUUUUACGGAGGCUGAAAGAUGUUAAUCGGGCGAUUGAGUAUUUCCGUUGGUAUGAGAGAAGAACCGAGCUGCCUCAUUGUCCCGAAUCAUACAACUCCUUGCUUUUAGUGAUGGCUCGUUGUAGGAAUUUUGAUGCUUUGGACCAGAUUCUUGGAGAAAUGAGUGUUGCAGGAUUUGGCCCUUCUGUUAACACUUGUAUUGAGAUGGUUUUGAGCUGCGUUAAGGCUAAUAAGCUUAGGGAAGGUUUUGAUGUUGUGCAGAAUAUGAGGAAGUUCAAGUUCCGACCUGCUUUUUCAGCUUACACAACUCUUAUCGGUGCUUUCUCAGCAGUUAAUCAUUCUGAUAUGAUGUUGACACUCUUUCAGCAAAUGCAGGAGUUAGGAUAUGAGCCAACCGUUCAUCUUUUUACAACAUUGAUUCGGAGCUUUGCCAAAGAGGGUCGAGUUGAUUCUGCUCUAUCUUUGCUUGAUGAGAUGAAGAGCAGCUCUCUUGAUGCCGACAUUGUUCUUUACAAUGUAUGUAUAGAUAGCUUUGGUAAAGUGGGCAAGGUUGAUAUGGCAUGGAAAUUUUUUCAUGAGAUUGAAGCGAAUGGUUUAAAGCCUGAUGAAGUCACUUAUACCAGCAUGAUAGGAGUUCUGUGCAAGGCAAAUAGAUUGGAUGAAGCUGUAGAGAUGUUUGAGCAUUUAGAGAAGAAUAGACGGGUCCCUUGCACUUAUGCUUACAACACGAUGAUUAUGGGUUAUGGUUCGGCUGGAAAGUUUGAUGAAGCAUACAGUCUCCCAGAGAGACAAAGGGCAAACAGAUUGGAUGAAGCUGUAGAGAUGUUUGAGCAUUUAGAGAAGAGUAGACGGGUUCCAUGCACUGAUGCUUACAACACGAUGAUUAUGGGUUAUGGUUCGGCUGGAAAGUUUGAUGAAGCAUACAGUCUCCCAGAGAUACAAAGGGCAAAGGGGUCUAUACCGAGUGUGAUCACAUAUAAUUGCAUUCUUACAUGCUUAAGGAAAAUGGGAAAAGUUGUCGAAGCUUUGAAAGUAUUCGAGGAGACGAAUAAAGACCUUUAUAAAAAGAACUCAAGUAUAGAUAAUUUGAAUCUAUCAUUUUUAUGUUAUGAUACACAAGAUUUAAAAAGACUCGGUGGAGGGAAUACCGAAGACUCGGAUCUGAACUUCUUACUGUCUCAUGUCAUUGAGAAACACAAUUUAAGAUAUGGAAACCGAGUAAAUAGUUGUUGAAAACUCAGUUGAUUUUUGAAUUACAAAACAUCUAUUUUACUGUAAAGUUAGCAAGAUGUGAUCACCCCACUAAAAAGCAUACCAAACACUAAAGAAAAUCAAUAAAUUAAGUUGGUCAUCACUCGAAUGGCUCCGUUAAGAGUCACUCCACCAGCAACUUCGAUCUUGGCAAUAAUUUUGUUAGCUUCUUCCUUUGAGACAUUUUAUUUAAUCACGGACGGGACAUUGGCCAGAACACCAGACCCAAGUCGGGCAAUGAUAUGAUCACUAUUUCUGUC